AUGGCCUCCUCCAGUUCAAACUCAACAGGCAGAUUCGCGCGCCCCGUCCCCUUCACCCCCAAACGGCCCCAUCCCGCCUCAACUGAGGACCUCACUAGCACCGGCAGGAUACCCCGUUCGACGACCCCAAGCCUCCUCAACUCGGCCAAGAAAUUCAAGGCGGCUCUUUCGACAGAGACUUGCCUCAGUCCCGGGGUCUCCCACAAAGGAUGUGCGCCCGAAGACGCCUACCACCCCAAGCGAGGCUCCGAGAGCCCGCUGCUCUUCCCGCUGAUCAGCGAGAUGGAUGUGAGCAGGAUCGACCCGGAAGAGGCGCUGGUAGACUUCCAGACUGUAGAGCCUGGCGACAUCUCCGGCGAACUCGAUGAGGCUGCGCUCGCAGAAUACGGUAAGGAAGACAAAGUACUUGUAUCUAUAAGAAUACGACCCACCAACGCAACUACUGCAUGGCAGACCGCAGAUACGAUACCCAAGAGCAUGAAGCUCGACCCCCAGUAUUGCAAGACCGCAACAACGACCGCUCAAGACUUCCGCUUCGACGAAAUCCUCACCGGUUCCGACAACAAGCCGGUGUACACCGCUGUCGCACGCAGCCAUGUCUGCGCUGCGAUGGACGGCUUCAACGCCGUCAUCUUCGCCUACGGUCAAACUGCUAGCGGUAAGACCUUCACGCUCACCGGAGACGAAGACCAACCCGGUAUCAUCCCCCGCGCGAUGAAGGACAUCUUCGCGUACAUCCGCCGCACGCCGACGCGCGAGUACCUCCUGCGGUGCUCCUACCUCGAGAUUUACAACGAGACGAUACACGACCUGCUAGCGCCACCCUCGUCCUCCGUCUCGCAGCCCGUGCAGAUCCAGGGCACGGGCAACAACGUCAUCCUGACGCCGCUCCGCGAGGAGGUCGUCACGAGCCUCAAGAGCGUGCGCGAGGUCCUCCAUCGCGGGGAGGGCAACCGGCGCACGGCGAGCACGGACUGGAACGAACGCAGUAGUCGGAGCCACAGCGUGUUCCGCGUGGUGAUCGAGAGUAGGGAGCGCGGGAGCGGUACCGAUGAGGGCGGCACCCCGAGCGGGAGGACGACGCCAGGGUUCAGACCCCCGACCCCGGGUGGACCGAGGCUGCAGGCGAGAGGCGGACGCAGCGUGCAGACGUCUGUUUUGAGCCUUAUUGACCUUGCCGGCUCUGAGAAGGCUACGUCCGACAAGGAACGGACCCGGGAGGGCAAGUACAUCAACACCAGCUUGCUUACCCUAGGCUCAGUCAUCGGGACGCUCGCCGAGAACUCAGCGAAGAACAAGCACGACCACGUCCCCUUCCGUAACUCGAAGCUGACGCGGAUGCUGCAGCCUUCGCUCUCGGGCAACGCGCGCAUCUCCGUCAUCUGCACGAUCAACCCCGACACGAGCGCGAUCGCCGAGUCGACGAGCACGCUCCUCUUCGCGCAGCGCAUCAAGAAGGUGCAGCUGAACGCGCAGAAGAAGGAGGUCGUCGACACGGAGGCGCUCCUCGAGCGGUACAGGAAGGAGAUCGACGACCUCAGGAAGAGGCUGUCCGAGAAGGAGGCGGAGGCUCCUGCUUUGAAGCGUCGAUUAUCUGCUCGCGAGCAACUGGACGAGUCCCGGGCGAUGAACGACCUGAACUCUCGCAUCAGGCAGCUCACGAAGCUCAUUCUCACCAGUCAAACUGUUGACGAGAAUAAGGAUAACGAGUCCCGCCCUGCAAGUCCGACGAAGGUCGACUUCGAUAUGUCUCCUUACCAGUUGCAACAAGAACUUCUGUCCGCCCGCAGACAUAUCGAGACGCAGGCUACUCAGAUUUUGUCCCUAGAGGCUGCCCUGCUCGCGCGACCACAGCUCCCCCCUGAUGCGCCAGACAGCGAGAAGGACAAGCUGCUUCACGAGCAGACGAAGACCAUCCGCGAGCUUGAAAUCGUUGUUAAGGGCUACGAAGAGAACCUCGGCGAGCCUUUACGUGCAGUAAGGGAGGAUGUAGAAAGGGAGUGGAUCGAGAAGCUGGAGAAGGAGCAGCGGAAGCGGGAAGAGAAGGAAGCGUGGGCAGAUGUGCUCGUGAAGCAGCUCGAGAAGGAAAGGAAGGCCCGCAUGAAAUUGGAGGAUGAGCGGCAGGCUCUGGCAGCCUUCGUGAAGAAGUUCGAUGCACUCGGCCUUAGCACGGGCCUCCCCAUGGCGGUUCCGUCGAAGCUGAACCCUCCGAUGCCGACGCCCGGCGGUGCGGCGGCGGUUUUCGCGCAGCGACAACGGAGUCGGCUGCAAUCUAUGGACCCAGACCCGACCAUGUCGCCAGUCGCGGAGACAGAUUCGCCGAUGCGCCUUGGCGGGAUCGAACCGAGUCUCCUUGAAGAGGAGUGGGAUGCGGUGGACGACGUUAGCUUUGGCGACGACAGGCCGUUCUUGCCCAUGCCCACGAAGUCGAGGAAGGCGUCACACAGCCCGGUGCGAGGUGUCUUAGGACGGAAGGAGAACAUGCCUGUGUAGGCAUGCAUGUAUGCACUUCAUAAUAUAUCCCUGCAUGUAGCGCUUCAUGGACCCAUUACUUAGCUCUGGAAGCCAUGUCUUGUAUGAACACAUUCGAUCUUCUGCCAUGUUAUUUUAGUUGCGUUAUGAUCAUUCGGGUUGUGUUGAGUCUUGCAGUCCGUAUGAUGUAUCACGAUAAGUAUAGCAUGUGUAAUACCUCACCUUAGUAUGUAUGCGUUGGUCUCGUACCCAUCCGUGUGGACGCACCCCACCAACGGCGAGAUCGGUAUGUACGCGCGAGUUGCGGCCGAUUGAGUCGGAUC
Messenger RNA from Fomitopsis serialis, 2795 nucleotides. Its product is annotated as kinesin-domain-containing protein. The transcript is spliced from 9 exons. The record is from RefSeq and is a predicted model, not a curated record. Gene Ontology annotation, molecular function: microtubule motor activity; ATP binding; microtubule binding. Gene Ontology annotation, biological process: microtubule-based movement. Bases 1 to 2493 code for a protein of 830 amino acids. Lineage: Eukaryota; Fungi; Basidiomycota; Agaricomycetes; Polyporales; Fomitopsidaceae.